GUAUGCAUGACUGAAAUUCGAAUGCGUACCAUGGUAUAGUAUCCAUGGAUUCUGCGGCGGUAUUACCCGAUUUCUUCACAAUAUCACAGAAAGGGUUACACUGCUGAUAAAAUCAUGUCAACUUCCAGCCUAAUCAAAAAGCUGGCAAGAAAAUACCACUUUGAAACCGAAAAUUUGAGCGGACGUGAAUCUCCCACCCCUCCCAUGAAGUCUCCACCAGGCGAGUUGCCAUGGUUGUCCUGAUCUCUGCUGUGCUGCCCCGUUGGGUAAAUUUACCUGCGUUAAAUUUGGUAUCGUUGCAUACGAGAAGAAAAGGCAAAUAACUGAAUUGACAUUGAGCAGUCCCAGCUCACCCACGUUUUCCCUCGUUUUCUCGCGAUUCCUCUUUUUCUGCUACUCUUCGGUUCUCGCCCCCAACCAUUAUGGCUUACUUGGUGGUUGCUUUCCUGGCGUUCAUGCCUAUCACUUUUGGAAUUUGGAACCUUUGUUGUCUUGUUAAAAACUACAGAAUUGCCUCGCAAAUAGGGAUACCGAUCAGAAUCCUCAUCGCCAGCGGCGAUAACCCAGUAUGGAUUCUCAUAUCCGGCAUCGUGCUCCCUAUAAUAAGAGCUGUAUUUGGCGACUGCGACAUCGCUCGAUACAGCCGGCCAGGCUGGGAGUUUAGAGACAAGUACAAAAUGCACCAGGAGCUGGGUGAUGCAGUCAUUCAUGUUUCGGCGGGUCGCAAUUGGCUAUAUCUCUGCAAUCCCGAAGCAGUGAGCGAGAUCUUCAAAAGAAGGGACGAUUUUGAUAGACCUCCGGAUCUCCUAGCCGUGCUAGCAGUGUUCGGACCUAAUAUCUCGACGGCCGUCGGCGCAGAUUGGCAAAGACAGCGCAAAAUCACCAGCGCCCCUUUCAACGAUCAAAACAACAGUUUAGUUUGGAUCGAGGCUUUGAGGCAAGCAGACGAAAUUCUACAAUUCUGGAAGUCUUUAGAAGGUCCCAUAACCCGCACAGAUAGGGAUACCCGAACCUUCUCGCUCCAUGUGCUGUCUGGGGCAGGAUUUGGAAAAUCAUACUCGUUCAAAAAGUCUAUCGAGCUACCCAAACCUGGACGUACAUAUAACUACAGAGACUCCCUUGCCAUAGUCUUGGAAAAUUGUCUUCUCAUUCUUGUGCUUGGACCCAGAUUACUCUCUAAAAUGCCAUGGCCGCCAAAAUGGAAGCGUACAGGUCAAGCAACAGUCGACUUCAAGUAUUACAUGACAGAGAUGCUCAAUGCCGAAAAACAUGCCAUCUCGCAGGGAAAGACUAGGAGCGCGACGUUUACGAAUUCGUUGCUUCGGGCUUCCAAGGAACAGUCUCAGUUGUCAGAUCACUCAACCUCAAAUGGGACAGAUAGCUUUCAGGGACUGACCGAAGAGGAAAUCUAUGGUAACAUAUUCGUUUAUAAUUUUGCUGGUCACGACACGACUGCUAUUGUACUCAACUGGACACUCUAUCUUCUCGCAGCUCAUCCCGAAGUCCAGGACUGGAUAUCUGAAGAAAUCAACACAGUCAUAACUAACGAUAUGCCAUCGACAUGGGAUUUCAAGGAGAUCUAUCCCAAAUUAAAUCGAUGCCUUGCAACCAUGCUAGAAACUGUGCGCCUCUGGAAUCCGCUCAUCGGAAUCUGUAAGACCACUUUUGAGGCCUCGCAACCUCUUGCUAUCGAUGGUCGAACAAUCAUCAUUCCACCUGAUACGCGCAUUAUCCCAAAUACUAAUGCGCUACACUCCCAUCCGUCAUACUGGGGCGAUAAUAGUCUCGAAUGGCAUCCCUCGCGUUGGAUUCUGUCCAAAGCCCCGAGUACGGAUACGCCGCCACUUGAUUGUGAAUAUGUGCACACGCCACCUAAAGGAUCAUAUCAGCCAUGGUCGGACGGUGUACGUCCAUGUCCUGGCAAAAAAUUUAGUCAAGUGGAAUUCGUAGCAGCAAUGGUUGCCUUGUUCAAAAGGCAUAGGGUUGAGAUUGUGCUGGAAGAAGGAGAGACGCAAGAGCAAGCAAAGCGGAGAGUUAUGGACGUAGUGAAAGAUAAUGUUGUGGUUUUGUUAUUGCAAAUGAGAAGUCCAGAAAAGGUGGGAUUGAGAUGGGUUGAGGUGAAGUGAUUGCAGAGCAUACACGCACGCCCGUUCAUUAGAUGUUGACUUACUCUUGUAAAUAUAUUCAACAUGGCUCUUCGUCUCUCAAGACGAACGGUUUAUUGGAGAUGAGGCUUAUCUUCCUGAUCUCUAAAUACGUCGUUGAGAGAAGGGCGUGGAAUAAUAUUUGAGUACCGAUUUGUCCGUAUCACACAGCCUAAUAUCGGAGUCAUGUGUAAUAAAAGGUGAGAGAGUGAUAGAAAACCGAGAAUUG
This is a messenger RNA of Botrytis sinoallii, 2373 nucleotides long. RefSeq lists its product as uncharacterized. Gene Ontology annotation, molecular function: oxidoreductase activity, acting on paired donors, with incorporation or reduction of molecular oxygen; heme binding; iron ion binding. Bases 423 to 2126 code for a protein of 567 amino acids. The record is from RefSeq and is a predicted model, not a curated record. The transcript has 6 exons. NCBI's taxonomy places the organism in Eukaryota, Fungi, Ascomycota, Leotiomycetes, Helotiales, Sclerotiniaceae.